AUUACUGGAGAAGCCACGUCUCACCCAGCCUGUUAACGUGCCAAUACACCCUUCCGUUACGAGGGAAAAAAGGAAUAGUUGUAGAUUAUGGGCAAAGUUUCUGUUCUGAUUUCUGAUCAUCCAAAAUGUCUCAAGACUGAAAAGUUGGUUUUGUGCCAAAGAUGUCUUUAUAGCCAGAAGCAACCAUGCAGCUAAAAAUGGUAUCAAGUUAACGAUAGAGGUUUAUGUGCAUGUGGGUGUAGUUUACGGAAAUGGAAAAGAGAAAGAGACGAUACUUUGCAUCCUCCGGAGGUGCUUGUAAAGCCUGUUUUGCUUUGCUUGUCUGCAUCUGCUCUGGAUCCUGGAGGCUGCUUUCGUAUAAGGCCUGCUCUCAGUUCAUCUUUUGCACAAUCAAACGGGUUGGAAAUUAGAAGUUCAGACAAACAGAAAAGUCUAUCCAGAUUUCAGUUUCAGGGAAUGGAAAAUAGACUGCACCAAAGAAGAGUGUCAUUUUCUGAUCAACAUUCACCAAAUCAUCAUGGGUCCAGUGGCAUUAGAAAUGACAAGGCUUGGAACUGGCUCCCAAGAACAACUUUUCAUGAUGACUAUAUAAGGGAUGAUGAGUUCGUAACUUCAGUUGCAGCUACAGCAUUUGCUAUUCAUUCUCUAGAAGAAGCGGAAUUACGUAACUUGCAAAAAAUGAGAGAGAGCCCUAAAUCUUCAAGGAGGACCCAAACUAUGAGAAGUAAAGAGGAUGACAUGCCAUUACCAAGGCAGCCAACUUAUGGGGAAACUUCAAAGAAAAGGUCAUUUGGACAAGACCUCAGGACCAAAGAAACUGCUUUUCCUGUUAGACGUCCAAGUGGUAUAUCACCUCCAAGGCCUGUAACCCCGGCACUUGGGUAUCAGAAGCAGCAAGGGAUUCCGUUACAACACAAAAAUGUCAAAACCAGACCAGAAACUUGUGAAAAGGCCAUGAUAAAAAAUAUUCAAAAGCAGUAUGAGAAGAUGAAGUCCGAAAUUCUUUCCUGGGAGUUUGUGAAAAAGAUUCAGGCCAAAGCCCAGAGAGCAAUGGAAGUGCAAAAUUACCAGCAUAAGAUAGCAAGGGCAGAUAUGAUGCCGCAAGGAGCUAGAGCAGGGUUAGAAGAUAAAAGAAUAAAAGAGUCUGAAGCGAGAAAGAAAGCAAACAAAAAUGGAAAAACAAGCAAGGUCGUUGUUAAAUGUUUGUGCUUCAAUUCUUAACCAGAUAGUGUUGGGAGUCAAGAGUCCAGCCUGGAAAUAAAAUAGCGCAAACUAUUUAUUUUCUGACCAAGCUUCGGAAAUCCAACUACAACACAUAAAUGUGAUUGACUUUAUACAGAUGAGAUGACAUCAAACCUCGCAGCUCAAACUGUUUUUAUUGAUAAAUGAUGCUGUUUAAAUAAACGAAACGUGCACUAAUAUAACUGGUCAUUAGAAGUUAUAGCCUUUCAAGGGCAUUCAAGUCAUCACGUGCAUUGUAAUAUGCUUUUUAUUUAUUUAUUUUACCACCACUACGUGAUAUUACCACAUUCCUAUUCUUUCUACCUGCAAUCUAUGUUUACUUAAACAACCAAACUGGCUGGUUAUUAAGAGGAGGUUUACGGGAGAUUGCACGUAUUCACAGAUAUUAAUAAGAAGCAUGCAUUGUCCUUAUAAAACUUUGGAACUU
Molecule: messenger RNA, 1669 nt
Organism: Cajanus cajan (pigeon pea)
Lineage: Eukaryota; Viridiplantae; Streptophyta; Magnoliopsida; Fabales; Fabaceae
Source: RefSeq, a predicted model, not a curated record